Larimichthys crocea (large yellow croaker) is the source of this 3846-nucleotide messenger RNA. RefSeq names its product sphingosine-1-phosphate receptor 2 (gene s1pr2). The transcript has 2 exons. Gene Ontology annotation, biological process: G protein-coupled receptor signaling pathway. Bases 735 to 1850 code for a protein of 371 amino acids. Gene Ontology annotation, molecular function: sphingosine-1-phosphate receptor activity. NCBI's taxonomy places the organism in Eukaryota, Metazoa, Chordata, Actinopteri, Sciaenidae. The record is from RefSeq and is a predicted model, not a curated record. Gene Ontology annotation, cellular component: membrane.
AUUUGUGCGCUCCGGAGUGGGGAAAAGGUCCAGAAAUAGGCAUAAAAAGUAUUUUCCAUAUUAAUUGCCGUUUCUAUUUCUAUUUCGACACUGAGACUCGCGACUCUUUAUGGGUCUGUGACGUUUCCAUACACCCUGUCUCUCUUGUGUGGGUGGGUGUGUGUGUGUGUGUGUGUGUGCGCGCGCCUCCCUGACGCUCCACAGCCCCGUGGAGCUCUUGUUCCCACAGAGCAGGACGACAAUAAGACGGACUGUUGGAUUAGAGCGACAAAAAAAAAAGAAAGUGCGCUCUCUGUUUUUGAUGCUUUCAUGUCUUUUUUAUUGCUUUUCAUUUUUUUAAACCGUCGAGGUUUCUGGUUAUUCGUGUGAUUUUCGCGGCGGAGCACAGACCGGUAUGGAUUUACCACUUACCAGACAAGACACGCCGUCUAGUCCUCCGCCAAAGUUUUGAUUGUCAUCGUAGCCUCUCGACCCUGGAGCAGGGGGGGAAAGCGCUGAACUUUGACGCAGCAUUUGUGGAAACUUGUGGCCACAUGUGAGGACAUUUGGAGACAAAUAUUUGUCGGAGCGUCUUUUCGCUGCUCUCCACUAGAUCUCUCAUGGGGUGACCCACAUAGAGGUCCUUAGACGUGACUGUGGGACAGGCAGUCUCCCUCCAAGCCUGGGCCCUCUUCCUGUCCUUUCCUGAAAGGCAAUGAUUAUCGGCUUAGACACUGCACAACUCCACUGUGUGAAUGAAUCUUUGCCGUAAAGCCGCUGUGCUCUGCCACCCUGUCACCAUGAAGAGCAAGUAUUCCCUGUAUUACAAUAAGAGUCUGAUCCACUCUUACUAUGCCUUUGCUAAGAACAUGACCCCCCAGGAGCUGAAAGACCAUAUUGAGAAAAAAAAGCAGCUCACCACCCUCAAUAUUGUCAUCGUGGUUCUCUGCACCAUCAUCAUCCUGGAGAAUCUGCUAGUCCUGAUUGCUGUCUGCCGCAACAAGAAGUUCCACUCUGCCAUGUUUUUCUUCAUCGGGAACCUGGCAUUCUCUGACCUGCUGGCAGGCUCGGCCUACAUAGCCAACAUUUUUCUAUCAGGGUCAAGGACCUUUGACCUUAUGCCAAUACAGUGGUUCAUCCGGGAGGGUACAGCUUUUAUCGCUCUGGCAGCUUCUGUCUUUAGCUUGCUGGCGAUAGCUGUGGAACGCUAUAUUGCUAUCACCAAGGUCAAGGUGUAUGGCUCCACCAAAACAUGCCGCAUGUUUCUUUUGAUAGGAGCAUGUUGGGUCACCUCCAUCCUGCUCGGAGGACUUCCCAUCAUUGGCUGGAACUGCAUCAACAAUCUCCCUGAAUGCUCAGCUGUUUUGCCACUCUACUCAAAAAAAUACAUCCUCUUUGUUGUCACCAUCUUCAGCAUCAUACUACUCUCAAUUGUCAUCCUCUAUGUGAGGAUCUAUUUGAUUGUACGCUCCAGCCACCAGGAAGCGACCAACUCAGCGGCCUAUGCCCUUUUGAAAACUGUCACUAUUGUGCUGGGAGUCUUCAUCAUGUGCUGGUUGCCCGCUUUUACCAUCCUGCUCCUAGAUUCAUCCUGCAGAAUUGUAUUCUGCCCUAUUCUCUCCAAAGCAGAUAUAUUUUUUGGCUUUGCCACUCUGAACUCAGCGCUUAACCCAGUGAUCUACACGCUGCGCAGUAAGGACAUGAGAAAGGAGUUUCUGCGUGUGUUGUGCUGCUGGGGGGUGCUGCAAAGCGGGCGACCCUCUGACCGUUGUCUGGUCCCCCUAAAGAGCUCCAGCUCUCUGGAACACUGCACCAACAAACAUGAACACCAGACCACACCCAUUAUGCAAGAUUGUACCACCUGUGUCUGAUGUGGUGCAAACGCAUCAGAGUGAUUGUGUGUAUGUAUGGGUGUGUGUGUUUGUGUGUGUGUGAGAGAGGGAGAGAGAGAGAAAGCAUGUGUGUAUGAUUUCAAGUAGAUCAGCUGUGAUGAGACGGAGAGAUGUUAAAAAAGAAGCAAGCACACCCUGGACUGACAUUCCUAGCAGGGCUGUGACACAGCUGUGAACAAUGCAGACCUUUUUUUAUUACAAUCAAAAUUGUGUGAAUUCACAAUCAACAUUGAAACUAUGCACCAAUGCAGCAGGUGUAAAAACACAAUGUUUGGAACAGUUUGGAACAAUUUCUUAGGCGAGAACUUUCAUAAAUGUGAAAAUAGCUUUUUCAUGGGUACUCAAUAAUUAUUAGAUAUGCAAACCAUUGUCAUGUAUAUGCCUGCCAUCUUAUUUUGUUUCUAAAUAUUUAAACACCUUUUUAAAAGAAGCCAAAAAUAGAAAGAUAACAUGGAUACUAUCAUAGUAAUGCUGAGUGGUGUUGGGCCUUACAAGAACCGCAUCAAUCCAAAGCUUGCAAAGUUGCAUUUUGCAGAUUACUCACAGGGAUUGUUGGCCUUUGUAUGGUUUAACCGCACUACUCUCCUUUAUUGAUAUGUGUAUAUAUUAGGCCUUGCAGACUCAUCACUGAUUCUUUACAAAGCUGCUUGGAGUGACCAACUUCACUGAGCACUGCACUCCACAGAAGCCAAAUUACCACGAGUGCUCCCUCAACGAAACCAGGGCUAUAUAUUCCCUGUAUAACCUUGCUUAAACCAUUUGAUUAACUACAACAAACGUACAUAAUCUGCAUACAUUUAAUGCAUGAGAAUCUAACUUAUUUGUAAGCGCUGAUGUGUAUGAUAUAUUACAGCUACAGCUUCCAUCACUAACACCCCUAGUCCUAUUUGUCCUCAUAAUCUGUCCCUCUUGCUUUUACUGUUGUCUUUUGUAUCUUAACAGUUUCCGUCGAGGAAGGCCUAAUCAGAAAGCACAUUUCCUGAAGUUAGGUGGCACUGAUGAAUCUUACUCAAUGACAGCUGUCCAGCAUCUCUGACAAAUGGGACCAAUGUCCUGUCAGCGUUGUAGCAACAUAGCAGCAAUGUGCUGUCUCUGUUUGUGCCUUCCUCUUGAGGAAUUAGGCUGAAUGUAUGUAUGAAGUGUUUGGGGCAGGCGCUCCAUUGUUGACAGUAUUAUCGAUCAUCAGUUUGAAUUACCAAGUCAUAGUCAGAAAAGAGUGGGAUCAGCAGGUUAGGUAACUCUCACUGUGAAGUCUUAAAUAGCACCAUGAACAAGAAUUUGUUGUGAACAUCUGGUUUAAUUUGCUAGCCAUAUGCCUUGUGUGACUAAAGAUGUAAGCAGGUCUCAUCUUUCCAAAUAACCCUUACCUCCCCUACGAAAUAGGAGAAGAUCCGGUUUCAAGCACACAGAGGAGAUCUACCCUCGUGGGAGGUCAGCUUUAUCCUCAUUCUCUGACAUCCUACAACGUGCAACUUCCUUCAUCCAUAGGAAGUCCUGUUUUUCAUUGUCCGGUUCCUGUUGUUCAGGGUUAGACUAACCUUCUUCCUGUAGACACACAUUUAAAACUCUUCUCUCUCACUCAGUGUUUUUUUUUUUAUAUUGAUUUUUACAUUAAGAUGGCCAAGUAGAAAUGGUGAAAAGCACUUUGGCAGCUUCAGUGAUGUUUGCUUUCCCCCAGUCUUUUUUUUAGAUGGAGAGUCUGAUCUGUGUACCUAUCACUUCAUUGUUUUGCCUGACUAUUUUUUUUAUGAUAAAUACAUGAAUAACUAUGUAUGUUUGUAAGUAUGUAUGUAUGUAUCUUUGUACAGUAUGUAUGAUUUGUAUUGUAUGAAAUGUCUCGUGUGCAAUAGCCUUGUGUGUCCUGUAGCACGCUGCCUGUGUUAAAUCGGUACAAUCUGAAACACUAAUGUAGGUACAUAAACAUUUUGUUAAUUGCAUUCCUUUUUUUUAUAAAAUAAACGAAAUACUGAAAGAA